Molecule: messenger RNA, 492 nt
Organism: Dermacentor andersoni
Lineage: Eukaryota; Metazoa; Arthropoda; Arachnida; Ixodida; Ixodidae
Source: RefSeq, a predicted model, not a curated record
GUUGCUACAAAUAAAAACACGGCGCUCCCACCCAGGAGCAUCACAGAGAGACUGACCGCCACUGCGCUGAACAACCGGACCGUGAAACCUAAGACCGAAAGUGCCACCAUGAUCGCCCUGAGCAGCAAGUCCCUCCUGGUGGCCGUCGUCGUGCUCGCCGCCAUGUGCAGCCUCGCUGCCGCCCAGUUGGGCUACGGCGGCGGAUUUAACCGCGGCUACGGCGGUGGCUUCAACCGCGGAUACGGGGGAGGCUACGGCGGUGGCUUCAACCGCGGAUAUGGAGGAGGCUAUGGUGGAGGCUUCAACCGCGGAUACGGAGGAGGCUACGGCGGAGGCUUUGGCCGUUAAUUCGGCAAGAACUCGUGAAUGCGAUCGCAUGGUUUGCGCCCCUGACAGAAGUUGGGCAACGCGGGAAGUACCGACGACGCGCAUGUCUGCAAUACUGGAGAAGCCAAUAAACUUGUUUGCCAAUGCUGUUCGAGACGAUAAGAA